Xyrauchen texanus (razorback sucker) is the source of this 3707-nucleotide messenger RNA. RefSeq names its product electrogenic aspartate/glutamate antiporter SLC25A12, mitochondrial-like. The record is from RefSeq and is a predicted model, not a curated record. The transcript has 18 exons. Gene Ontology annotation, molecular function: L-aspartate transmembrane transporter activity; calcium ion binding; L-glutamate transmembrane transporter activity. Gene Ontology annotation, biological process: aspartate transmembrane transport; malate-aspartate shuttle; L-glutamate transmembrane transport. The coding region runs from base 9 to 2057 and encodes 682 amino acids. Lineage: Eukaryota; Metazoa; Chordata; Actinopteri; Cypriniformes; Catostomidae.
ACAGCAGCAUGGCGGCCAAGGUGCAGUCAACCAAAAGGGCUGACCCCAUUGAACUAAAGGUCAUCUUUCAAAAGUAUGCCAGUGUUGCGGAUAAGGAUGGAGAGCGGUACAUGACACCCAAUGAUUUCGUGCAGAGGUAUUUGGGUCUCCACACGCAGCUCCAUUUCAACCCUAAAACUGUCCAACUGCUCGCUGGUGUCGCUGACACCACAAAAGAUGGACUGAUCUCGUUCCAGGAGUUUCUGGCCUUUGAGUCCAUUCUAUGUGUGCCAGAUGCUCUCUUCAUUGUGGCCUUCCAGCUGUUUGACAAGACUGGCACUGGUGACGUGUCCUUUGAGAACGUGCGUGAUAUUUUCAGUCAGACGACUGUGCACCAUCACAUCCCUUUUAACUGGGACUGUGAGUUCAUCCGCUUGCAUUUCGGCAAUGGCAGAAACAAACGCCUCAGCUACCUAGAGUUCAGUCAGUUCCUGCAGGAGCUGCAGUUGGAACAUGCUCGACAGGCCUUCGCACAGAAAGACAAGGUCAAGAUUGGUGCCAUUUCAGGCCUGGACUUUAGUGACAUCAUGUCCACCAUCAGACACCACAUGCUCACACCUUUUGUGGAGGAAAACCUGGUCUCUGCAGCAGGGGGUGGUACCUCUCACGUGGUGAGCUUCUCCUACUUCAAUGCCUUCAACUCUCUCCUGAACAACAUGGAGCUGAUCCGAAAAAUCUACAGCACACUUGCUGGAACUCGCAAGGAUACACUCGUUACUAAAGAGGAGUUUGUUCAUGCUGCAAAUAAGUUUGGUCAGAUCACUCCUAUGGAAAUUGACAUCCUGUUUCAGCUGUCAGGGCUGCACUCCCAAACGGGACGGUUAAACCUGGCUGAUAUCGAGAGGAUAGCACCGCUGGAGGAAGGAGCUCUGCCAUAUAAUCUGGCUGAGGUGCAGAGACAGCAUUCACAUGGGGAUGUUUCUCGGCCUGUGUGGCUGCAGGCAGCUGAGUCAGGGUACAGGUUUGCCCUGGGCGCCAUCGCUGGAGCUACGGGUGCAACAGCUGUGUACCCCAUAGAUCUGGUAAAGACACGUAUGCAGAACCAGCGAUCCACCGGCUCCUUUGUGGGGGAGCUCAUGUACAAAAACAGCUUUGACUGUGCCAAGAAAGUCCUGCGAUACGAGGGAUUCUUCGGCUUUUAUAGAGGCUUGUUGCCCCAGCUCAUCGGAGUGGCUCCAGAGAAAGCCAUCAAACUCACUGUGAAUGACUUUGUGAGAGACAAAUUUACUACUAAAAACGACACGAUACCAUUGGCUGCUGAGAUUCUCGCUGGCGGUUGUGCUGGUGGCUCGCAGGUUAUUUUCACCAACCCUUUGGAAAUUGUUAAGAUUCGUCUGCAGGUUGCCGGGGAGAUCACUACAGGUCCCAGAGUGAGCGCGCUCAGUGUGGUUAGAGACCUCGGCUUCUUUGGCCUCUACAAGGGUGCCAAGGCUUGUUUCCUGCGCGAUAUCCCCUUCUCUGCCAUCUAUUUCCCAGUAUAUGCUCAUACGAAGGCACAGCUAGCAGAUGAAGAUGGGCGACUGGGGCCUCUUCAGCUCCUCACAGCUGGUGCCAUUGCAGGUGUCCCAGCUGCCUCCCUUGUUACUCCUGCUGAUGUCAUCAAAACACGAUUGCAGGUGGCCGCCCGUGCUGGUCAGACAACUUACUCUGGAGUGAUCGACUGUUUCAGGAAGAUCAUGAAGGAGGAGGGCUUUAAAGCGUUAUGGAAGGGAGCUGGAGCUCGUGUAUUCAGGUCAUCUCCUCAGUUUGGUGUGACCUUGGUGACCUAUGAGCUCCUUCAGCGAUGGUUCUACGUCGACUUUGGAGGACAUCGCCCUGCUGGUUCUGAACCAAGGCCUAAAUCGCGGAUAUCUGAGCUUCCUCCUGUCAGUUCUGAGCAUGUCGGUGGCUAUCGUCUGGCUGCUGCCACUUUUGCUGGGGUGGAGAACAAGUUCGGACUGCACCUGCCCAAGUUCAAAUCCUCUGGGGUCGUAACCCUUUACUCCGAAACACCCAAGGAACAAGCAGCCUCAUCAUAAAAACAUUCCCAUCCCACUCCGUCCUUGUCCUCCAAUGGCUGCAGGCCUCCCUCCCGCAGUCUGGCCUACAUUUUCCACUCUCUUUUUUUUUUUUUUUCUCUCAUUUCUUUCAGUUUUUAGGUGGGGGAUUGGGGGGUUAUACAAAUUUUCAGGGUCUUGUUAGUUCUCAUCAUUGCCUCAGAUUUGAUGAAGUGCACUGGGUAAAUGUCAUAGUGUGAUUGCUAAAGCACAAGUAGACAUUUUCUUUUCCACACUGAUCAGGACCUAAAGCGACACAUACAGUCUAAUAUGUAAUGACAAGAGCUCUAGAUUAGAGGUCUGCACGCACCUUAAAAUGAAACCCGACCCGUACCCAAGACCGUGUGGUCCGAACCUACCAGAUCCGAAUGAUACAGUCAGAUUUUAAGCCCGAACCCGACCCAAAAUUCCUUUCUAACUUCUUCUCCUAACAAGUACUGUUGCAAUAGGCUAUAUUUUAUGUAAGCAUUUAGGCAACAUUCAUAUAAAUACUGAAACAUACACAGUUUUAACUACUCAUGGCUGUCCCUUAGUACACUAGAGCAGAAGGGAAAAAAGCAUUGGCUCACCGUUUAUGUACUGAAACUUCACCUGGUGCAUCUGGAAUAAUAUGAAACACUGCAACGGUCCCCUCUAUCUAGCCUGAACUUGUUCAGAAUGUUGAAUCUUUGUGUCAACUGUGCUGAAAACAAUCUAGAUGCAACGCAAAGAAUGAAAGAGCACAGGUGUCUCAAAUGUUUUUGAAAAUCUGAAGUUCCUUUUAACUUGACAUGGUGUUUAAAAUAUGCCUGUCCUGCUAAGACACUGAAGAAAAAGCAAGAUGUGGUGCAAAUGUCUAAGACGUUCGUCCAGCAUGUGUUUAUCAAUGGAAAAACAGAACAGAGGUGUGCAAAAACACAUUCUGUGUGAACGGCCCCUAACUCGUCCGUUUAUCUGUGAGUGAGAGCCCAAGUGCGAAACAAGUUCGGUAAGCCUGUUUAUUAAAUUUUUUUAUUAAUUGCAUACCCGAAGUCCUACUUGAAAAACUGACCCUAACCCGGCCCGAAACCCUUCGGGUUCUCUGAUCCCGUCGAGCCCAGGUCAGGUUGCAGACCUCUACUCUAGAUCAUCGUCAACCACAGCAUACUGAACUUACAACCAUGUGGCUGUAAUGAGUUAAAGAACGUUUUGUCAACAUUUACUCGCCCUAAUGUUGUUGUUAGACAUGAGGGUGAGUAAGUAAUUACACAAUUUUCAUUUUUGGGUCAAGUAUUUCUUUAAAGAAUCUCCUGAAAGUAAAGCUUAACACUCAUUCUCAGUUCCUCCCCAAAAUAUAAAAAUGUGCUGCUUUUGAGUUUUAUUCUCAUUAUUACUGAUGUAUUGAUGUGACCGAAGCGUGCACUCUUUAUUUGCUCAUUUGGCUUUGGGUAGCUUGCACAUGUACUGGACUGUAUAUACAUGUUCAUCUCCUGCACAGAGAGAUGGAAAAGACUAAUUUCUCUGCGUCACUCUGACGGAUGUACAGAGGUUUUAAAAAGUCAUCUGUUGAUCAAAGAAAUCAUGGUUGAUUUUAAAUAUAGAAAAUAAUUUAAAUGUAUUUCAUUCUUGUAUUUUAUGGAAAUAAAUCAAUGCGGUUAAAUUUUAUAUGUAGUU